AUGCAUAAAAAUUAUUUACCAGAAAUUCAUUAAUCACAUUCAACUCAUCAUUUAGAAUCAAAAUACAAACAAAAAAUUUAAUCUUCAAAUUCCUCUAUAGAAUGGGAUCAAUUAAUCAAUACAUCUAUGCCAAACUCAUCUAAAUUUCAAGUGAUACCAAAAGCUUCAGGUGCUCUUAAUUUAUCAAAAUUAGUACCUUCAUCUGAUGUUUCAUAUCUAAAAUCCACUAAAAGAAACUUUGCCAAACUUGGAACCAGUAUUUAUAAAGAUCCUGAACUAUAAUAAACUGUAAAAUAUUUUAUCUAUCGUAGAAAUAUGAUAAAAACAUGUAAUCAUUUUAUAGUACACUAUAUCGUAAAUCCUCUUCAAGAUUACCCUUUAAUACUAAUUUAGAAAAAGAGCCUUUUUCAGGUCGUCUAUUGGAUUUCACUGAAAUUUUCUAAGAUAACAAAAAAGCAACUGGUCUAUAGAGAUACUUCUCAGAAAUUUUAAAACUAGAAAUGCAAUAAAGUCAUUAAGAAAAAGAUAUGGUUCCUCCGAAUAGACAAUAAGCUAUAGACUUAAAGGAAUGGCUAUUUAUGAUGAUAACAUUUACAAAAUAAGAAUCCCCAAAUAUAAAUACAAGAGAAUUAGCAGAGAGAAUCCAAUUGAUUUAUGCUUCAUGUUUAAGAGAAUUGAUUAAGUAAUUGAUAAUCAUUAAAUAGGUAAGUUAGUAUUGAGUGUACAGAAAGAGGAGAAUUACUAUAAAUAGUUUGGGAUUUUUAUGUUGAAUUGAUUGGAUAAAUAAUUAAAUGUUAUUCUGAAUAAUAAAAGGAAUCAGAGAAAUCAUAUAUUGAAUAGAUGUAAAGAAUUUAAACAUUUCAUGAUUCUUAAAUGGAAGCCUAAAAAGUUAAAUAUUAAGAAUACUAAAAUCAAAUUUAAAAAAUAAAAAAUGAAACAUGUGAUUCAGUAGAUGAACUAAAUUUAACAAAAGCAAAAAUGUUAUUAUUAACAGCUGAUAUGAGAUAAUUAUUAUAAACAAAUGAAGCUUAAAAAAAGGAAAUAGAUUCACUACUUUUAUAAAUUAUGUUAUUAAGAACAUAAGAUUAGAGUGAUAAAAAAUAAGAAAAUUAGUAAAUAAAUGUAAAUUUAUCUUAAGGACAAAGUAUAGUAUCACAUCUAUUAAACAUUAAAGAUAUUAAUACUGAAUAUAAAUUUAAAAAGAGUAGAGUUAAAAAUGCUAAUUUUGAAAAGUUUGAAUAACUUAGAUAAUAAGAAUAACAAUUGAAAUCUGAGUUAAUAGAUUAAUAAAUCUUAGAACCUGAUAUAGAAUAUAAUGAUUAAGAAGUACAAGUAGAUAUUGAAUAUUAAGAAAAAGAAAUUUAAACAGACUUGGAUAUGAUAACUUUGGAUAUUUAAGAAUAAAAAUUAUAAGAAUAAGAAUAAGAAAUUCAAAAUUUAGAAAAACAAACUGAAUAAAUAGAUUAAGAUUUACAAAAUAAUGAAAAUGUAACUUUAAUAUUAAAUCAAUAAUCAGAUAUAAAUUAAAAUUUACUAGAAACUCAAAUACAAUAAGCAAUAAAACUUAUAUAAGAUUCUCAAUUAGAUUAAAAAUAAUAAAUAUGUGAUAUUCUUAUUUAAUCUAUCUCUCAAAAUCAAUUGUUAUCAUAAAGAAUUGCUACAUUAGAAAGAGAAGAAACAAUAUAAAAAAUAGAAUUAUUAGAAAAAGAAGAUUUUAAUUAAGAAUUAGAAUCUAAAUUAUCUUAAGCUGUUUCUGAUUUUAUUGAUAUUAUUAAAAGAAAAAAGAAUCAAAUUAAUAAAUUAUUAAAAUAGAAGAACACUUUACAAGAUACAUUAAAUUAAGUAUCAUCUACAUACAAUAUAUAAAUAAAUAUACCUGAAAUUAAUGAUGAUGAAAUAGAUAUAUCUGAAUAAAAGGAUUAUGAUUAAUCAUAAGAAAAUUAUUAAGAAAUAGAGUAAUCUCAAAAUUUAGAUUAUUAAGAUGAUGAUGAAUUUAAAAUAGAUGAAUAGGAUGAAUUAGAAUAUUAAUUUACAGAUAGAACUAAAAUAUAAGAAAAUGAAUAAGAUAAUUAUACUAAUAAAUAAAAUCAAAAAAUCUUUAAUCCAAAUUAAGAUAAAUAAGAAUAUUAAAUAGAUUUUGAAAAUGGAUGUUAAAAAUAAGAUAACAAUUUAGAUUAAUCUAUUCGUCAAAAUACUUAAACUAGUCAAUAAAAUAAUGAAUAAUAAACAAUAGAUUAAAUUAAAAUUAAUUAAAGUAAUGAGAAAAUAACACAUAAAAACUAAAAAAAUUAAUAAAUAAAUUUAUAAAAUAUUGAAAAGAAUAAAAAAUCAAAAAAUAAUGUUCCACCUAUUAUAUCUAAAAAUUAAAUCAAUAAAACUGAAAUAGAUAAAAAAUCAUAGGUUUCAGAAUAAAAUUAAAAUUCUGUUGAUAAAAAAAAUAUUUAAAAUAAUAACAUUAACUAAAAUUAGUCUUAAUAAAUGAAAUAAAAUGAAAAACCUUAAAAAUCAUUAACUUAGUUUACAAAAACUGAAAUUUAGUAAUAAUCAUCUUCAUAAUAAAACUUAAAAUAAAAUUAAUAAAAAAAAUAAUUUAAUCCUUAGGAUAAAUAGAAUAAUUAAAACUAAACUGUUUAGAAAAUAGAAAAAGAAAGAAUAGUUGAUAAAAAUUAAGUUAACGAUCUAAAUUAAGGAGAUUAAGCACUUUUAGUAACAAAUAAAGAUUAAAAAGAUUAAAAUUUUUCAAUCAAUUAUAAUCCAUAAAUUUCGAAAAAAAGAAAUUCAAAAGCACAUAUUUAAGAAAAAAGUAUUAAUUUAACUUAAAAUGAUGAAUCUAAUUCUGAAGACUUAGAUUUUGAAUCAUCUUAAUUUAUUUAAAAUAAUCCAUAAGGUGAAAGAAUAAAAUAAGUAAUUAAUUAAUAUAAGGAUUAUAAACCUAAAAUUAGGAACAAAUUUAAUCCUAUAGUCCUUGAACCUAAAAAUCAAAAGAGAUUUCGUAGAAUCUACAGUUAAAAUACAGAUGUAGCUAAUAAUUUAUUGAAUGACUUAAAAUCAAAAAAGAAAUAAAAUAAGAAAAUCUAAUUCUCAAUUUUGUAAUUAUAAAAAUUAGUAUUAUAAAUAUUAAGUGAUAUAUGCAAAUAAGCUGAGGGAUAUAAAAUUCCUUUUUAUGUUUGUAUAUAUGAUUAUUUUAAAAACAAAUAUGGAUUUAAACAAGUAGCUGAAAAGAAAAUUAAAUAGGUUUAUUAAUUUAUUUAUUAUGAAAAAGAUAAUCAUAUAAAAGUAAAAUUACUUGCUUAAUUUUGUUAUUUAAUUGGAGAAAUGGAUGAAAUAGGUUAAAAAUUAUUAACUGAAAGUUAUCAAUUUUUUUCAUAAAAAAAUGAUUUAAAUUAUGGAAAAGUAGAAUUGUUAUUAAGUUAUGAAUAAGUAAGUGAAUUUUUAAGUGAAAAAUCAUCUAGAUGGUUAUAAUAAUAAUAAAUUUAAUAACUUUUACAUCAAUAUCGAAAUUAAUAAUAAAAUAAUUAAAGAUACUAUAUUAAUCAUGAUAAUUUAUUAUUAAAAAUAUUAGAAUGCUAUUACAGUAACAAAAAAGAUUAAUAAACAAUAUUAGAAUCUUUAUUUAAUGCAGCAGAUUUAGAUGGAAAUAAAUUAAUUGAAUUUUCAGAAGUAUUAAUAGUAUCAUAUAAUAAUAGUUUAAAACACUUCACAGGGCAAUACAUUAAGAUAAAUUAUCAAAAACCUAAUUAUUAUAAAUCUUUACUUCAAAUGCAGAUUUUUAAGAUGAAAAUGGUGAUAAAAUGUUGACUUUACCAAGAUUUACUGAAAUGUCAAUUGAACUUGGAAUAUUUUAAAAAGAACAUGUUUUAAAAUAUAGUGAAGGUAGUGAAGAAUUAAAAAAUAAAUGGGAAAAAGAAAAAUCCAAUAUUAAAUAUAGGUAUAUAAUAUAAUUAUAUAUUAUUAGAUUUUUAAAAGCUAAAAAGUUUUAAAAAGUUCGUCACACAUUUUAAGAAUUAGAAAAUUAAAUUAAAAAUGAAGAGAAAAAUAAGUAAACAAUAUUAUGGGUAAGUUUUAAGUUGUUAAAUGAAGAAUCAUAAAGGGUUUUAUAAAAGUAUUUAUUAUUAAUUAAUAAUAGUUAUGAAACAAAUCAAUGUUUGUAUGAAUUAUUACCAGAGUUAUAAUUAAUAAUGUAAUAAAACAAAGUUAUUGAAUAAUUAGAAUGA
Molecule: messenger RNA, 4214 nt
Organism: Paramecium primaurelia
Lineage: Eukaryota; Ciliophora; Oligohymenophorea; Peniculida; Parameciidae
Source: the annotation of a GenBank genome assembly